UAUAUUUCUCGCAUCAAGUACCCCACCCUUCAGUUGAACGAAAGUGGACCUAGUUUAAGUGCUUUUGGCAAAUUGAUUAAUUUGUUAACAUGUUGACCUUUGAUCGUCAGAAGGUUUUAGGAAAAGGAGGUUUCGCCACUGUUUAUGAAGGUAUUUGGGGUGAAACUAAAGUAACCGUCAAAAGAUUUCUUAUAGGGGAUGCCGCAAGCAAUGAACAAGAAGAGAAGGCCCUGAAAAUGUUAGAUCAUACCAACGUCAUCAAACUAUUUCACGUGGAGGAGGACCAAGAUUUUAAAAGUUUCGCACUUGAAUUGUGUGAUGCCUCUUUGGAAAAAUUGUUUCUCAAAGAAAGUGACCUGAAAAAAUACCGCGGCCCAAUGCCGCCAGACACGGAAGUUCUUCUUCAGUUGGCUAAAGGACUCGAGUACAUUCAUCAAAUGGGAUUAGUCCAUCGCGAUAUCAAGCCACAGAAUGUACUCAUCAGCUUGAAUUUUGCAACCCGACAAGUGGUGAUGAAGUGGGCAGAUUUUGGUUUCAGUAAACGUGUCAACGAAAGGGGCUCUUUCUCGAUGAGUGGUGUUAGAGGAACAUACGAUUAUUUCGCGCCGGAAAUAUUGAAAUUACUGGACGAGCCCAGUUCUGAUGAAAAUGAAGCUCAGAACAGAGGAACCGUCAAGAGCGAUGUAUUUGCAGAAGGACUCGUCUUUGGCUACUUCAUUUCGGGAGGGGUUCAUCCUUUUGGCAAAACAAGUCAUCAAAUUUCAGUAAACGUACGGACAAAUGAACUAGUCAACCUUCCCAAAACGGACAAAAUUCGUAAUACAAUUAUAGAAAUGUUAGAAAAAGAACAAAACAAUCGAAUUUCAUCUUCUGAUGUCGUUAAUCGACUCACAAAUAUUAUCCUGAAGAAUUCACAGCAGAUGUUAACGUUACUAGCGGAAGGGAACCCAAGUGUAGAAGAAAUAGGAAAACUGAUUCAAGAAGGUGUGGACAUCAACGUCAAAGACCCAAAUGGAUCGACACCACUACUACACGUAGCGGAAAACAAAAUUGGAAGUGACAAGGUGGUGGAGAUAGUUGGUCUCUUGAUCCAAAACGGAGCCAACGUCAAUUCACUGAACUGCGAAGGGGAAAAUGCUCUCCUGAUAAUGUGUGAUAAUCACAAAAAUCAUAAAAGCAACAGUUUUGUUGCGAUGAUUAAUCUUUUGAUUGAAAACAGGAUUGAUAUCAAUUGCCAAGACAAAAACGGAAGUAAUGCUCUCACCAAAUUAAGUGAAUUUUAUCAAAACGAAAAUUUGAUUGAAAUAAUUCAACUUUUAAUUCAAAACGGCAUCGACGUAAAUAACAAGAUCAACGUCAGAUGGAAUGCUCUUACUUUAUUGUGUCGCCAUUACCAAAACACAAAUUUGAUUAAAAUAAUUCAACUUUUAAUUCAAACCGGAAUUGACGUAAAUUGCAAGACGAACGGGAGUUGGAAUGCUCUCACUUUAUUGUGUCGCCAUUAUAAAAACGAAAACUUGAUUGAAAUCAUUCGACUUUUAAUUCAACACGGAAUCGACGUUAAUUGCAAGACCGACUAUGGAUCAAAUGCUCUCACUAUCUUGUGUCACUAUUAUCAAAAUGGUAAUGCGAUCGAAAUAAUUCAACUUUUAAUUCAACACGGAAUCGACGUCAAUUGCAAGACCGAUUAUGAAGCAAAUGCUCUCACUAUAUUGUGUCACUGUUAUCAAAACGAAAAUUUAAUUGACAUCAUUCGACUGUUAGUUGAAAAUGGAAUCGACGUCAAUCGCAAGACCAAUGUCGGAUGGAAUGCUCUCAAUUUUUUGUGCUGCUUUUACCAAAAAGAAAAUUUAAUAGAAAUAAUUCAACUUCUAAUUGAAACUGGAAUCGAAGUCAGUUGUACGGAAGGUCAGUACGAAAAUAACGUCGCUUUAUUGCGUGAAAACUAUAAAAACGAAAACUUAAUUGACAUAAUUGGACUUUUAAAUAAAAAUGGAAUUGGAUUCAAUUCAAAGGAGUGUUGCGAAGACAGGGGAGACCAGAGCAGGAUGGCUUCACUAUUGCACGUAUUGUUUGAAGCCAGAAAACGGUUUAAUAACUAUUUUUUUUAAUGAUCUAGCUAAAUCGUGGCUCGCUCUAGCUAAAAUUUGGCGUCAACAAAGUGUAGUUGUUAAUUGAUUUCAUAAUAAUGCAUCCAACAGAGUGAAAUCGGUAAGAAGUUGACUGCGUUUGGGAAAUUUGGAUUUAAAAACGUCGGCUUCAUUUCAGUCAAAUCAAAUGUGAAAUGAACAAGAUAAUACAACAGAGAACAUGAAGACGAAGCAAUUUAAGCAGUAGUUUGUUAACGCAUAAUAAAUCAUUUAAACUUAAA
Messenger RNA from Daphnia pulex (common water flea), 2371 nucleotides. RefSeq names its product probable serine/threonine-protein kinase irlC. NCBI's taxonomy places the organism in Eukaryota, Metazoa, Arthropoda, Branchiopoda, Diplostraca, Daphniidae. Gene Ontology annotation, molecular function: ATP binding; protein serine/threonine kinase activity; RNA endonuclease activity. The transcript is spliced from 4 exons. The record is from RefSeq and is a predicted model, not a curated record. Bases 90 to 2111 code for a protein of 673 amino acids. Gene Ontology annotation, biological process: IRE1-mediated unfolded protein response; protein phosphorylation; intrinsic apoptotic signaling pathway in response to endoplasmic reticulum stress. Gene Ontology annotation, cellular component: IRE1-TRAF2-ASK1 complex.